This is a messenger RNA of Musa acuminata subsp. malaccensis (wild Malaysian banana), 1934 nucleotides long. RefSeq names its product 65-kDa microtubule-associated protein 5. NCBI's taxonomy places the organism in Eukaryota, Viridiplantae, Streptophyta, Magnoliopsida, Zingiberales, Musaceae. Gene Ontology annotation, molecular function: microtubule binding. The record is from RefSeq and is a predicted model, not a curated record. Gene Ontology annotation, biological process: microtubule cytoskeleton organization. Gene Ontology annotation, cellular component: cytoplasm; spindle.
CCUCUCUUCUGCUCUGCUCUCUUCGACAUUCCAAGGAGAGAUGUCUCGUCUCCCGCUGCCUUCCCCGGCUCGCACGGAGGCCACCACCUGCGGAUCUUUGCUCCAAGAACUGCAGGAUUUAUGGGAUGAAAUAGGGGAGAAUGAUCGCGAAAGGGACAGGACAAUACUACAGCUUGAACAGGAAUGUCUUGACUUGUACAGAAGAAAAGUAGACCAAACUAGAAAACACAAGGCAGAAUUACACCAGAUGCUGGCUGAUGGUGAAGCUGAAGUAUCUAAUCUAAUUUCCAUACUCGGAGAGCGAGAAACCUUUGUUCGGUUAGAGAAAAAAACAGGCACACUUAAGGAACAGUUGGCCAUGAUUAAACCAUUGUUGGAUGAUCUGGGACAAAAGAAGGAACAAAGGAUCAAGGAAUUCCUGGAUGUUCAAUUGCAAAUUGUUAGGAUAUGUGCAGAAAUAGCUGGUAGCAUCCAUCAAGGAAGUUCUACUUCUGCUCAGGUAGACGAACGGGACUUAACUCUUAAAAGACUGGGAGAGCUGAAGUGCCAACUUCAUGAGCUUCAAAAAGAUAAGAACCUACGCUUGCAGAAGGUUGAUGCUUACAUCAAAUUGAUUCAAGAUCUAUCGUUGGUGUUGUCAGUCGACUUCUAUAAAAUGAUAUCUGGAGUCCAUCCUAGUUUUGGUGAUUCUUCAAACAACCUGACAGAAAGCAUAAGUAAUGAUACUCUUGCUAGACUUGCAGGAAUUGUUCAUUCACUAGAGCAAGAGAAACUACAAAGGUUACAAAAGCUACAAAACUUGGGGAGUACACUUGUUGAGUUAUGGAAUCUCAUGGAUAUGCCUAUGGAUGAACAAAAAAGAUUUGACCAUGUAACCUGCUUGAUAUCAUCAUCUGUCGAUUCAGUACUUGGGAAAGGUUGCCUUGCACUUGAAUUAAUUGAUCAGGCUGAACAUGAAGUUGAAAGAUUGAAUGUUCUAAAAGCAAGCAAGAUGAAGGAACUUGUUUUAAAGAAGCAAAAUGAGCUUGACAAAAUUUACAGAAGUGUUCACAUGGAUGUUGAUGGUGAAGGAGCAAGAGAAACACUUAUUGGUCUCAUAGAUUCUGGGAAAGUAGAUCUCGCUGAACUUCUCUCAAGAAUGGAUAAUCAGACUGUGAAGGCUAAAGAGCAAGCUCUAAGCAGAAAAGACAUUUUAGAAAAGGUGGAGAAAUGGACAUUUGCAUCCGAGGAGGAGAAUUGGCUCGAUGAUUAUGAGAAGGAUGAAAAUCGCUAUGCUGCUGGUCGAGGAGUGCAUAAGAAUCUUAAACGUGCAGAAAAAGCCCGGAUACUGGUCAACAAAAUACCAUCUCUGGUAGAGAAUCUGGCUUCAAAAAUAAAAACCUGGGAGAACGAAAAGGGAAUGCCAUUUAUGUAUGACAAGGUGCGAAUGCUAGAUAGCUUGGAAAAUUAUGUCAAACUCAGGCAGCAAAGAGAAGAGGAGAAACGACGAUUCAGGGAAAGGAAGAAGCUGCAGGAACAAUUUGCAACAGAGCAGGAAGCUCUUUUUGGGAGUAAGCCAAGCCCAAUGAGGCAGUUUCCAACGAAGAAGCCCUUGGGCCAAAGCUCGAGUGCGAACAUUGCUUGUGGAACGCCAACUGGCCGCCGUGUCUCAACACCAUUUGGACGGCAGGGGAUCAUGUCGUCAGGUAAGGAGAAAAAAGGUGGAAAGGGGAGCGUAGUUACACCAGAUAACUAUGUUUCCCUUCAAAAGGAUGAUUCUGUGUCUCACAACUCAUCAAUCUUAUGACCUUGAAAGUAGUAGCCUCCGAGAAUCCUGGUGCUGAAAAUUUAAGAUAGACGUUGUAUGACAGUUUUGAGUGUUAUUGUUCUUGACUAACACUUUUAUUGUGAUCACUGCCUUUGGAUUCUACUGUUCUGUGCUGUUUCCACACCCA